Messenger RNA from Lontra canadensis (Northern American river otter), 873 nucleotides. RefSeq names its product CASP2 and RIPK1 domain containing adaptor with death domain (gene CRADD). The transcript is spliced from 3 exons. Gene Ontology annotation, molecular function: protease binding; death domain binding. The record is from RefSeq and is a predicted model, not a curated record. Gene Ontology annotation, biological process: signal transduction; regulation of apoptotic process. Lineage: Eukaryota; Metazoa; Chordata; Mammalia; Carnivora; Mustelidae. Bases 155 to 754 code for a protein of 199 amino acids.
UAAAGAUGGCGACAACACUUCCUGUUGAGGGCUUUCGCCUUCAACAAAGAUGGUGGUUAUGGUACAGGUUACCUAGCAGUCUGGAUUCCGGUUGCGGUUUCUUUCUUUCUCUCUCUCUUUUUUUUUUUAAAUAUACGUGUUUGCAGACGGAGAAAUGGAGGCUAGAGACAAGCAAGUGCUUCGCUCCCUUCGGCUGGAGCUGGGCGCCGAGGUCCUGGUGGAGGGACUGGUUCUUCAGUAUCUUUACCAGGAAGGGGUCUUGACAGAAAACCACGUUCAAGAAAUAAAAGCUCAAGCCACAGGCCUCCGGAAAACAAUGCUGCUGCUGGAUAUCCUACCUUCCAGAGGUCCUAAAGCAUUUGAUGCGUUCCUAGAUUCCCUGCAGGAGUUUCCCUGGGUUAGGGAGAAGCUGGAGAAGGCAAGGGAAGAAGCUGUAACUGAGCUGCCUUCAGAUGACCAGAUGACUGGCAUCCCUCCACACAUCCUCAACAGCUCCCCAUCAGACCGGCAGAUCAACCAGCUGGCGCAGAGGCUGGGCCCCGAGUGGGAGCCUGUGGUGCUGUCUCUGGGCCUGUCCCAGACGGAUAUCUACCGCUGUAAGGCCAACCACCCCCACAACGUGCAGUCACAGAUGGUGGAGGCCUUCAUUCGCUGGCGUCAGCGCAAUGGGAAGCAGGCCACCUUCCGGAGCCUGCACAGAGGCCUCCAGGCCGUGGAGGUGGACCCCUCAGUGCUCCAGCACAUGUUGGAAUGAUGGGGUCUCCCGGCACCAUCCCAUGGGGGAGUGUGUCCCCAAGUUGCAUGGGCGGAAUCCUGACUUUCUCCCAGGGCAGGUAGUUUCUGGGCUUUCCAGGGGUGGGGGUAGGAGUGGGG